UUCAAUAAGACAAAUUUUCAAUAUUGAACUAGUUUGCUCUCAAAACUCCCAGUUGUCCUAUUCUAUUGAAUUAACUCAACGUUUGAAGCUUCAAUUUCCAAUUUAAUUUCAAGUUGAUAGUGGUGCAAAUCUCUGAAGGAAAGUUACAAAUGAAAUUGUGUCCUAGAGAGGUUGAGAAACUAGCUCUUCAUAAUGCUGGUUUCCUUGCGCAAAAGCGUCUUGCUAGUGGUCUUAGGCUCAAUUAUACCGAAGCUGUGGCUGUCAUAGCAACUCAGAUUUUAAGUUUUGUUCGUGUUGGAAACAAGAGUGUGGCAGAACUUAUGGACAUCGGGAAGCAGCUUCUUGGAAGGCGACAGGUCCUUCCAGCUGUUGUUCACAUUUUACAUACUGUCCAGGUUGAAGGGACCUUCCCAGAUGGGACUAAGUUGAUCACCAUCCAUGAUCCUAUUGCUAGUGAAAACGGAAACUUAGAGUUAGCUCUUGAUGGUUCCUUUCUUCCAGUUCCAUCAUUGGACAGAUUCCCGGAGUUGGAAGACGAUAUUGUACCCGGUGAGCUAAAGCCUGGGGUUGGAGACAUCUCCCUGAACAAUGGCAGGAGAGCAGUAAUCCUCAAAGUUGUUAACAACGGAGAUAGACCGGUUCAGGUUGGCAGUCACUAUCAUUUCAUUGAGGUGAAUCCUUCCUUAAUAUUUGAUCGAAGAAAAGCUUAUGGCAUGCGAUUGAAUAUACCUGCCGGAACAGCAAUACGGUUUGAGCCAGGGGAUCCAAAAAGCGUCACUCUUGUAAGUAUUGGAGGUAAAAGAUGCAUUAGAGGAGGGAACAACAUUGCUUAUGGUCCAGUUGAUGAUGCCAAAAUUAAAACUAUAAUGGACACUAUACAUUCUAGAGGAUUUGGACAUUCAGAUGAAGAUAAUGCCAGUAGAGGAGUCACCGGAGAAGAUUCGAAUUUCACUAAAACUAUGUCUCGUGAGGCUUAUGCAAACAUGUAUGGCCCUACAACUGGUGAUAAAAUCCGGCUUGGUGACACUGAUUUGUUUGCAGAAAUAGAAAGGGAUUUUGCAGUUUAUGGUGAUGAAUGUGUUUUUGGAGGCGGGAAAGUUCUAAGGGAUGGAAUGGGUCAGGCUUCUGGGUACCCAUCAGCUGUCUGUCUGGACACUGUUAUCACUAAUGCCACGAUAAUUGAUUAUACCGGAAUAUUUAAAGCAGAUAUCGGUAUUAAGGGUGGUAAUAUUAUUGCCCUCGGAAAAGCGGGUAAUCCAGAUACAAUGGAUGGUGUAUCAGCCAACAUGAUCAUUGGGGUCAAUACAGAGGUGAUUGCUGGAGAAGGAAUGAUUGUUACAGCAGGGGCUAUAGACUGCCAUGUGCACUUCAUAUGUCCUCAAUUGGCUUCUGAAGCAAUAUCCAGUGGAAUUACUACUUUGGUAGGAGGUGGAACUGGACCUUCUUUUGGGACACGCGCAACUACCUGCACACCUGCACCUUCACACAUGAAAUUUAUGUUGAAAUCCACUGAUGAUAUUCCACUAAACUUUGGUUUCACUGGUAAGGGUAAUAGUUCUAGGCCAGAAGGACUUCCUGAAAUAAUAGUUGCUGGAGCAAUGGGACUGAAGCUUCAUGAGGAUUGGGGAACGACUCCUGCUGCAAUAGACAGUUGUCUUAAUGUUGCAGAAGAAUACGAUAUUCAGGUCAAUAUCCACACGGACACAUUGAAUGAAUCUGGAUUUGUUGAACACACAAUUGAUGCAUUUAAAGGAAGAACGAUUCAUACUUACCACAGUGAAGGUGCAGGUGGUGGUCAUGCUCCUGAUAUAAUCAAAGUCUGUGGAGUUAAAAAUGUUCUUCCAUCUUCAACUAAUCCUACUAAACCUUUCACUUCGAAUACAGUAGAUGAGCACCUUGACAUGCUGAUGGUCUGCCAUCACCUCAACAAGGACAUUCCAGAAGAUGUGGCUUUUGCUGAAUCACGAAUCCGUGCUGAAACAAUAGCUGCAGAAGAUAUUCUGCAUGACAUUGGUGCCAUCAGUAUCAUAUCUUCUGACUCGCAGGCUAUGGGUCGCAUUGGAGAGGUUAUAUGUAGGACUUGGCAAACUGCACACAAGAUGAAAUUACAGAGAGGACCACUGCCGUCAAGUGAAACUGACAAUGAUAAUUUCAGAAUUAAACGCUACAUAGCAAAACACACCAUUAAUCCUGCCAUAGCGAAUGGGUUUUCUAAGUAUGUUGGAUCAGUUGAGGUUGGGAAGUUGGCUGAUCUUGUUGUGUGGGAUCCUGCUUUCUUUGGGGCAAAACCAGAAAUAAUCAUCAAAGGUGGUGAAAUUGCAUGGGCUAAUAUGGGUGAUGCUAAUGCUAGCAUACCAACACCAGAGCCGGUGAUCAUGCGGCCUAUGUUUGGAGCUUUCGGAAAAGCUGGAAGUGCUAAUUCGAUCGCUUUUGUCAGCAAGGCAGCUCUAGACAGGGGAAUAAAGGAACUGUAUGGGCUUGACAAGAGAGUAGAAGCAGUGGGUGGCGUAAGGAGUGUUACCAAAGAAGACAUGAAACUCAAUAAUUCCCUGCCAAAGAUCACGGUCGACCCUGAUACUUACACAGUUACUGCUGAUGGCGAGGUGCUCACGUGUUCACCAGCAACAGCUAUUCCAUUGUCACGAAAUUACUUUCUGUUUUAGGCUUUUAUUGAGAGCCACAGGGGCGAGGUGAGAAUCGAUCCCAAGAUCUCCUGGAACCGGGAGGAAAGCUCUAACCACUAGAGCUAUCCCUCACUCUCGAUUCUACCGAAAUGAUGCUGGUAGUUCAUACACCAUAGAUUACUCUUCUGGUUAAUUAGGUACUCUUCAUUCAUUUUUCUUUUAUUUGCCUGUACACUUGUACUGAAUUCUUUUGGAGGUGGAGGUUAGGGAGGAUUACCCUCUUUGAAUAAGCCAUGAAUAUGUCGUACUAGGUUCUUUUGUCAAACGCAAUGUAUAUGAAGUAUAGAAUUUGAUAAAUUUUGUAAGAUUUAUUCGUACACUACAAGUCUCUUGGACUUGGACUUGAUCUUCUACAUCUUCUGUAACAUCGGUCACGCUCAAGACACUUCUAUUCAUUCAUCAAUUGUUCAGGUUUUUUUUAUCUUGGCCCUUAUGUACAGUAUUAAAAGCUUGAAAGUGAACAUCAAAGGAAAACCGUCUUAAAUCAAGAUUACAGAUCAGAUCUGCACCAUUAAAGGUUAAAAACAGGGACGAAAAAAAACAUAGGCUAUUGAUCAAUUUUACAUGACCCGAAAAUAUUUUGACUAAUAUUAAUUGAUUUUUAUAAUAUUUUGACCUAAAUACGAGUACACGCUAAUACAUUCAAACCGGUCAAAAUGACCUAAGUAGACAUCUUGACUUAGUGGCUAAGAUCAAGGCCUCAAGAGCUAAGGAUAGGUCACAAAUUUGUAACUCCCCUU
This is a messenger RNA of Chenopodium quinoa (quinoa), 3424 nucleotides long. Its product is annotated as urease-like. The coding region runs from base 150 to 2663 and encodes 837 amino acids. Gene Ontology annotation, molecular function: nickel cation binding; urease activity. The transcript is spliced from 20 exons. Gene Ontology annotation, cellular component: urease complex. The record is from RefSeq and is a predicted model, not a curated record. NCBI's taxonomy places the organism in Eukaryota, Viridiplantae, Streptophyta, Magnoliopsida, Caryophyllales, Amaranthaceae. Gene Ontology annotation, biological process: urea catabolic process.